Messenger RNA from Ustilago hordei, 1446 nucleotides. RefSeq lists its product as uncharacterized. The transcript is spliced from 3 exons. The record is from RefSeq and is a predicted model, not a curated record. Gene Ontology annotation, cellular component: methionyl glutamyl tRNA synthetase complex. NCBI's taxonomy places the organism in Eukaryota, Fungi, Basidiomycota, Ustilaginomycetes, Ustilaginales, Ustilaginaceae. Gene Ontology annotation, molecular function: tRNA binding. Bases 1 to 1446 code for a protein of 481 amino acids.
AUGUCCGGACAGCGAGCAAGACAGCUCAUCACCGCCGCCUACGCGCAGUAUGCCAACGAUGCUAUUCCCCUCGCCUUGAUGACUCGAUCGUCCUUGCGCACGACGCAUUCAAUCGCCUCACGAUCACUGCAACGCGUUUCCCGCACUUUGGCCACUGCAUCACACCGUUCCACUGCAACCCAUCCCACGGCCUCCUCAUCCUGGUCGUCAUUAUCACAACAGAGCGCCAUUCAACAACUGCAAGGUGACGCCGCCUUGCCAUUGACCGACCUUGCCGACAAGCUUGCUGGUUUGACCGGAAAGUCGGCCCAGAUCUUUGGCGCUGAUGAUAAGGCUAAGGCUACUACAACAGAAUGGCUGCAGAAGCUCAACAAGGCAGACGAGCAGCAGCUUGUUUCUGCCGACGGUCUCAAAUCGCUCAACGAGCAGCUCGACAGCGUCACCUUCCUUGCUACCAACAAGCCCACUGUUGCGGACCUCGCCCUCUUCGCUUCCAUCUACCCAACCAUCUCCAAACUGCAGCCUGCCGAGCAGCAUGCCAGCCCUUCGGUCACACGCUACAUCUCUCACCUCUCCAACUUGCCCCAGGUAGCCAGAGCCGCCAACGCUGCUCAGCUUGGCUUUGCCUCGUUCGAGCCUACCUACGAGGGCAUGCCUACAAUUCAGCGUGCGAAGCCUGAAGACAUCAAAAAGGCAAAGAAGGCCGACAAAGAGGCCGCUGCCGCUGCCGAUGGUCAGAAAAAGGACAUUCCCCAGCAACAGCAGCAGCAGCAGGAUCAGCCCAAGAAGGAGAAGAAGGAAAAGAAGGAGAAGGCGCCCAAAGAGGUAAAAGCCGGUGCUGGAGGCGGUGGAGGCAAGAAGGGCGGUGCUGCCGCCGCUGCUGCCGACACCACAGGUCCCAUUCCAUCGCAGAUCGAUCUACGCGUAGGCAAGAUCGUCUCGGUCGAAAAGCACCCCGACGCUGAUGCACUCUACCUUGAGAAGGUGGACUUUGGCGAGGCCGACGGCCCACGAACCAUUCUCAGCGGACUGGUUCGCUUUGUCCCCAUCGAGAAGAUGCAGAACCGCAUGGUGAUUGGUGUUUGCAACCUCAAGCCCGCGGCUAUGCGUGGCAUCAAGUCGUACGGUAUGCUUUUGUGCGCUACCCACAAGGAUGGCAAAGACGGCGGUAUUGAGCCCGUCUGUCCUCCCGAAGGAAGCCAGCCCGGUGACAAGGUCUGGGUUGAGGGCUUCGAGGGUCGCGAGCCAGAAGCUGUGCUCAACCCCAAGAAGAAGAUUUUCGAGGCAAUCCAGCCAGGUUACACCACCACUGAGAGCAAGCAGUGCGCCUGGGUUGGUGCUCUUCCAGAUGCCGCGGAUCCCGAGGCUGACAAGAAGCCUCGUCUGCUCAGGACCGACAAGGGUGUCUUGUUCUCAGAGAACUUUGUCGGCGCAUCACUGUCGUAA